AUGGCACUGGGCUCCAACAACCUGUACAUCCCCAAGUACAUUCUGGAUGUGCCCUGGUACUACAAAUCUGGACUCAAAGCGGAACAAGCCGGCGCCGAAGAUACCCUAGCUCACCACAGAAAGACGCCGGGACAGGCACCCGUGCACCACAGCGAGCCGCAGGCCGGGGCGGGCAUUUUUGAUGAAGUGACGCACGUGAAUGGCACGAAAACUCGUGUUGCAGACGACUACGACGCCAAACGGGACCGCUGGCACGGCCACUCGGCGGACGAGUGGGACGAGAUUCUCACGCGGUGGGAGGCUGUGAAAAAAACGGCGUCUCGGGGCCAAAAUAUGAACGAGGACUCUGACGACACGGAUUAUGAGUUGGAGCUCGAGGAGCUUGGGCUCAGUCGCUCCGAUUUGAAGACCGGCCACGUCGAGGACCCGUUGGAAAAGUCCAUUCGAGACCGCAGAGAUGUUCCUGCGUACAUCCGGGCCAUCAACGGCAAUAUGGGCGGGAAGAUCAGGGUGGGGAAAGAUUCUACGGUGGGCGUGGUCAACGAGGACUCGGAGUUCGUAAAGGAAAGUGCCGAUGUAGCCGAGUUUCGCCAGGCGCAGAAAUUUGCCUGGGAGAAAAACAAGGCGUUUGAGGCCGAGCAGAAAAAGGCUCAUUACGACGCCCAGUUGGCCAGUUUGAAGAACCCCAAUGUGCCCAUUGAAGAGCAGCCGGCGGCAGACUUGAACUUCAGUAUGGAGGCCAGUCCUACCAUGAUGAUGUUGCAAAACCGGCAGAACGAGCAGAGGCGCAAAGACGCCGGGGAAGCAAAACGGAGGAGGCUCAUGGAAAUGUACGGCUCGUGA
Messenger RNA from Metschnikowia bicuspidata var. bicuspidata NRRL YB-4993, 843 nucleotides. It is a transcript of the gene SLU7, whose product is annotated as mRNA splicing protein. Gene Ontology annotation, cellular component: spliceosomal complex. The transcript has a single exon. The coding region runs from base 1 to 843 and encodes 280 amino acids. The record is from RefSeq and is a predicted model, not a curated record. Gene Ontology annotation, biological process: mRNA splicing, via spliceosome. Gene Ontology annotation, molecular function: pre-mRNA 3'-splice site binding. NCBI's taxonomy places the organism in Eukaryota, Fungi, Ascomycota, Pichiomycetes, Serinales, Metschnikowiaceae.